This is a messenger RNA of Thrips palmi, 3833 nucleotides long. RefSeq names its product mucin-19-like. Gene Ontology annotation, molecular function: protein binding. The transcript has 12 exons. Bases 468 to 3326 code for a protein of 952 amino acids. Lineage: Eukaryota; Metazoa; Arthropoda; Insecta; Thysanoptera; Thripidae. The record is from RefSeq and is a predicted model, not a curated record.
GCUGCCCACGAAGUAGGUUCGUUCGCGUCCGCGCCGUCCGCGAGCCAGUCGGCGGCACCGGCUCGAAAACCAAGACCCGAGUGGUUGGUGUCCUUCCCUCCGGACGAGGCGACGCGACGCGACCGCCAGCGGGCGCAGAGGUUCGGUGUUCGGUUUGAGUCUAACAGUGCGGUGUCCAGUGGAGUGUCCAGUCCAGUCGGUGUCCGUGCGCUUUUCGCUCUUGGGAUGCCUUAGCUGCAGCGCGAUGGAUGUUACCGAUGUUGCCGGCGGCCGGCGGAGGACUCCGGGCGGCGCGAGGAGCUGCCCUUGAGUGACUUUGCCGCGAUGGACAACUGGUUGACUUCAGUGGAGCUUCAGCUGUUGCCGUCAGGCGGAACGGCAACCUCCCAGUCUCCAGGCGAUCCGAUGCCGCGAGAGGGGACCAAGCGAGGCCACUGCCCGCCCCACGGACCUGAAACGUGAACAAGAUGCGACUGUUCAGAAGACGGUGCUCGGACCCCUCGCCGCAGUUGGUGUCGCUCGCGCCGCUCCACUGCGAUGGCGAGGGCCCGCCCCUGCCGCUGGUGCCCCCCGCCCCCGCCGCCCCCCGCGGGGGCGUGCCUGUGGGCCCCGUGGGCGUGCCGCGAGGGGGCCGCUCCUCGCCCAGCACCCCCACCAGGGGCUCGCCCAAGCUGCCGCGCAAGGGGCUGUCGACCUGGGGCAAGCGCGUGGGCCAGAAGUGGGACUCCCUGAAGCGGUCCGACUCGAGCGAGCUGCUGGCCGCGGCGCCAGGACGCCGACGACACUGGUCGCCGCACAAGCCGGCGGGCGGCACCGCGACCUCGCCGUCGACGACGCCCUCCAUGAACGGCAUCACGGCGCCGCGCGCCAAGCGCAUCUCCCGCGUCGAGUCGCUGCGCAACCUGUUCGCGCGCUCCGAGCACAAGUACACCACCAGCGCGUACACGGCCAAGGCCGACAGGGCCGCCAAGGCGCCGCCGAGGCCGCGGCUGCAGGCCUCUCCCGCCCCCGCGAGCGCCGCCAAGGACAACAGCGAGUGGGUGAAGGAGGAGUGCCAGCGGGGGCUGGCGGACCUGUACGAACAGGACAGCCUGCUGCUGGGGCCAGGCGCGGGGCGGCCGCCGCCCUCCGCGCCGCGAAGACGCCCGCCGCCGAGCCAGAGCAGCCACAGCCAGGACCCCAUCGCGCUGCUGGAGCGGCUCCUCGGCGGCGGCUCGGGGUCCGCGUCGGGGGCGGCCGCGGGGGCGGGGCUGGGCGCGCUCAGCUACGACGACCUGCUCAGCGCCGUGCGCGCGCUGGCCAGCGAGACGGACCCGGAGCGACUGCGGUACGCCGCCCUGCUCAGCCUGUGGCAGCUCGACGACGACCCCGAGGACCGCGACGUGGAGUCCGAGGCCGCGCACCGCGGCCACGCCGCCCGCCUGUCCGUGCUGGCGGAGGAGACGCCCUCGUCGGGCGGCCGGACGCCGGAGCGGAGUAACAGCGCGGCGUCGGACCGGACGUCGGCGCACAAGCGGCGCCACAACUCCGUCACCGAGUGCCCCGGGGCCGCGCCGGCGCCGGGGCUGGCCGGCCGCCUCAGGACCAGCUCCUCCAGCUGCGAGAACCUGCUGCACUCCGGCGGAGCGGCCAACGGCCACGCCAACGGGCACGCCGCCGCGCAGCCGCAGCUGUCCGUCGACGACCUGUGCGUGUUCCUCAACAACCUGCUGCUCGUCAAGUCGGACGAGAGCGGCUACGAGAGCGACUCGACGCGCAACGGCUCCGAGUCACCAAGGGGCUCCAUCCGCUCGGCCUCGGCCGCGGCCUCCACGACCUCCAGGCCGAGGCCGCCCGUCAGCCGCAGCGUGUCCAACACGUCCUCCGUGGUGGACUCCGUCGUGGAGGACGACGUGUUCCUGGAGGGCCAGCCGGCCGUCUCGCCCGGCAGCGACUGCUCCCCGGAGGACGGCGCGGCCGGCAGCAGCGCGCUGUUCGCGCGGAAGAGGGGCAUCCGCCGCGGCGACGUCAAGACCCUCGGCAUCCUGGGCAGCCGGCGGCCGCAGUCCCUGGCCUGCGACAGGUGCAAGAGCAGCGUCGGCAGCAGCAGCAGCGAGGUGAGUGCGGCGAGCACCGUGAGCGCCGAGGCCGCCGACACGCGGACCGCGUCGCCCUCGCCGACACGCCCGCGGCCACUUACCCAGAGACUCGCGCCGCUAGGCCCGCGCAAGCCGCCCCCGCACUCCACCGGCCGCGGCCUGCACUCCAUGCUGUCGCAGUCCACGCUGUCGCUCACCACCGUGUCCUCCGGGAGCGCCACGACGGCGUCCUCGACGGCGGGGGCGUACGGCAAGGAGUUCCGGACGAUCCGCGUCAGCAAGGACGUGCGCGGCGACCUGGGCGUGCUCAUCGAGCGAAAGGAGAGCGGGCCGGCCGGCCCCGCCAGCUACGUGGUGUCCGGCAUCGAGACGGGCAGCGCCGUCUACCUCGACGGCCGUCUUCGAGUGGGCGACGAGCUCGUCAAGGUCGGGGGGCGGCGCAUGCGAGGGCUCACGCUGCAGGAGGCGCGCUCGGCGCUGAGGGCCUCGCCGCAGCAGGUGGAGCUGAUCGUGGCCAGGACGCCGACGACGGAGCACGCGGAGCACGCGGAGCACUCCGACGACGCGGCCUCGGCCUCCGCGACGACGGCGACCUCGACGACGCCGGCGCCGUCCGCCGCGGAGGCCGGCAAGGUGACCGGCAUGAGGAAGUUCUCCUACCGCACGGAGCAGGUGACCCCGAGGAGGAAGGCGCACUCCACCAGCAGCACCGGCAGCACCGGCAGCAGCCCGGCGGCGUCCUCGAGCGGGGCGUCGUCGUCGUCCAGCGCCGCGUCCUCCACGUCGUCCACGGGCCAUCCCCCCGCCCCCCUCCCCCACCCCCUCCCCCACCCCGUCCCCCGGCACGGCGGCCACGGCGGCCGCAGGGGCAUCCUGGGCACGCUGCCCCGACGGCCCAAGUCCAUGUCGAUGAGCCUGUUCACCGUCAUCUUCCAGAAGGGCUCGGGCCACAAGUCCCUCGGGUUCAGCAUCGUCGGGGGCCAGGACUCCCCCAAGGGCAGCCUCGGCAUCUUCAUCAAGACCAUCUUCGAGGCCGGCCAGGCGGCGGCGGAGGGCACGCUCAGAGAAGGUGAUGAAAUUCUUGCGGUCAAUGGCAAUCCGCUCCAGGGCCUGACUCAUUCGCAAGCUAUCUCCGUAUUCAAGGACAUCAAGACAGGGUCUGUUCUCCUUCAUGUCGGGAGAAGAGACCAGUUGCAUAAAAGGAGUAGCAAAUCAAAAUCGUGUGAUGGCUUGGAUAAGUUUGAUUAGAGACUUAAUCCCUCUAGAGUCACAUUUAUGAGAAGAUCAACAUAUUGUGGUAUUGCUGGACAUAGCAAGAGUGUAUGACUGUGAUAACAAUUUAAAAUAAUAUUCCAUGUUUUGUUAUAAAUAAAUAAUUAUGUAAAUAAUAAUCUACCAAGGUUUGUAACACAAUUGAUUAUGCAUUCGAACUUUGCAAUAUUUGUUAGUCCUUGCACAUUGUUAUUCCAUCAGUGUAAAAUAACCUUCUUACUACAUUUAUUCAAGCUUCUGUAAUUUUACCAGACCCAGUUGAAGAUUUAUCAUCUUCCUUAUAACUGGAAUUUGAAUAAUCUAAAAAUAUACAUGUGCAGCCUGCGAGGUACAUUGCUUUAAAUUAUUUAAUAAUUAAUGAAUGAAUGUAUAAAAUUAGUAAGUUACCAAAAAAGUGAAUAAUUUGUGUCCCCUUGGUUUGUAUUAAUUUUUAGCAUGUUUUGAAACAUAAUAUUUGAGUUGUAAAUAAAUCAUUACAUCGAA